CUCGCGGCACAAACUGAGAGUAUUGUCGGGGGCUAUUCUCUCUCCCAGGAACAUGGCGGCGAGUCAGGGAGGAGGUGGUAACAGUGGGGGCGGCGGCUGCGGUGGAGGUGGAAGUGGCGGUGGCGGUGGCGCGGCCGGAGCGGGAGGUGGCGGAGCCGUAGGGGGAAGCGGCGGCGGCGGCGGGAGCCUAGUGGUGCCCAUCCCGGUGGCGACUCUUUUCGGCCAACCGUUCCCUAACGGGCCGCAGUGGAACGCGGGGAGCCUGCAGUCUCAGCACACCGUAAGGAGCCUGGACCGGGCCCUGGAGGAGGCGGGCAACUCUGGCAUCCUGAGCCUCAGUGGUAGGAAACUCAGAGACUUCCCGGGCAGUGGCUACGACCUGACGGACACCACCCAAGCAGAUCUUUCAAGAAAUCGUUUUACAGAAAUUCCUUCUGAUGUCUGGUUAUUUGCACCACUUGAAACAUUGAAUUUAUAUCAUAAUUGCAUCAAAACCAUUCCUGAAGCCAUUAAGAACCUACAAAUGUUAACAUAUCUUAACAUUAGUCGAAAUCUUUUAUCUUCAUUGCCAAAAUACCUAUUUGAUCUUCCCCUUAAAGUUUUGGUCGUCAGUAAUAAUAAACUGGUAUCCAUUCCAGAGGAAAUUGGGAAGUUAAAAGAUUUAAUGGAAUUGGAUAUUAGCUGCAAUGAGAUUCAGGUCCUUCCCCAACAAAUAGGAAAAUUACAUUCACUUAGAGAGCUAAAUAUAAGAAGAAAUAAUCUUCAUGUGUUGCCAGAUGAAUUAGGAGAUCUUCCCUUAGUCAAGCUGGAUUUCUCUUGUAAUAAAGUGACCGAAAUUCCAGUUUGUUACAGAAAGCUACAUCAUUUACAAGUGAUCAUUUUGGAUAACAAUCCAUUGCAAGUACCACCAGCACAGAUAUGCUUAAAGGGUAAAGUGCACAUAUUUAAAUACUUAAAUAUCCAAGCAUGUUGCAGAAUGGAUAAGAAACCAGAUUCUUUGGAUCUUCCAUCACUGAGUAAAAGAAUGCCCUCCCAGCCUCUCACAGACAGUAUGGAAGACUUUUAUCCAAAUAAAAAUCAUGGCCCUGACUCUGGAAUUGGAAGUGAUAAUGGGGAGAAACGAUUGUCUACAACAGAAGGGCUGCACCAGUUUGCAUUCCCACCAACAGUGUCUUGCAAAAAAGAAAUGCCAUCAGAUGAUGAUACAAUCAGCCUUCACUCUCAGGUCUCCGAGUCAAAUAGGGAACAAUUAUCUAGAAAUGACAGUCACUCCGUAGGAAGUAAACCUGAUUUUCAGAAAGACCAGGAAGUAUAUGAUUUUGUUGACCCCAACACAGAAGAUGUAGAAGUUCCUGAACAAGUUGAUGUACAUAUUGGAUCACUUGUCUCUUUUCUUAAGGGAAAAGAGAAAGGCCCUGAAAAAUCUCAAAAUGAUGAGGAAUUAGGAUAUGAAAAAAGACUUGGAAAAGAACAGUUUCUCACAGAGGAAGAGGAUGAUGAUUUGAAAGAUGUAACUGAUUUAAGGAAAAUAGCUGCUCAAUUAUUGCAGCAAGAGCAGAAGAACAGGAUUCUUAAUCAUUCAACUUCUGUUACAAGAAACAAGCCAAAACAGACUGUGGAAUGUGAAAAGAGCAUCUCAGCAGAUGAGAUUAAUUCUCCAUUAUCACCCCUCACGUGGCAGCCCUUAGAAAAUCAGAAGGAUCAAACAGAUGAGCAACAAUGGCCAGAAACUCAACCUAUAAUCUGGUCAAGUGAAGAAAGGAGGCGGAGCAAACAGAUUAGAAAAGAAUAUUUCAAGUAUAAAUCUUCAAGGAAGAGUUCAAGUGGAAAUGAAAAUGAUGAGCAAGACAGUGAUCAUGCUAAUAUGUCACCACAAUCUCCAGUAUCAUCUGAGGAAUAUGAUAAAACUGAUGGUUUUUCACAUGGUCCCUUUGGCUUGAAGCCUAGAUCAGCUUUCAGCCGUUCUUCUCGCCAAGAAUAUGGGGCAGCAGAUCCAGGAUUUACAAUGAGAAGAAAGAUGGAACAUCUACGGGAAGAACGAGAACAAAUACGACAACUUCGCAGUAAUCUAGAAUCCAGGUUAAAAGUAAUUUUGCCUGACGACAUUGGAGCUGCACUGAUGGAUGGGGUUGUUCUCUGCCAUUUAGCCAAUCAUAUAAGGCCACGCUCUGUAGCUAGUAUUCACGUACCAUCACCAGCAGUGCCUAAACUAAGCAUGGCAAAAUGUCGAAGAAAUGUAGAGAAUUUUCUUGAUGCUUGUAAAAAGUUGGGUGUUUCACAGGAAAGACUCUGUUUGCCUCAUCAUAUUUUGGAAGAAAGAGGUCUUGUGAAAGUUGGUGUCACAGUUCAGGCUCUUCUUGAAUUACCUCCAAACAAGGCAUCUCAACUUUCUACAGCUUGAUACAACAUAUAAAAAUCCUAUACUCUCAUUAUUUGAAGUGAUUUGAAAUAUCUCAAAAUCUUCAGUAAGAAUGUCUAAUGAAGGCUUGAUCCAGUAAAUUCUUCUAAGAUUUCUCAAGUCAAGUCUUGGGUUUAAAAUAAUUGUAUUGAAACAACAAAUUAAAUCUGUAAUUGCUAAACUUCUUUUGGGGGGGGGGGAAACUGGAUUGACUUGAGAGUUUGUGAUAAAUCCCAAUUACCUUUCUAAUUCAGUUGAUAACCUUUGUUCUUUUUCAAAUUAAGAUUGAUGCUAAAUUGAAUACUCUGGUUUCUAUUCAGGUCACACAAAUCUUUCACCUUUUACUAAAUUGAAAAUGUGGUUCAAUUAUAAUCACAUUAUAUUUAAUUUUUUAUGUCAUACUAGUAAACAUCUGAAUAUGGUACUCAUUUUUUACUUACUUAAAGCAUUUCUGUAUUUGAGUUAUUUAAUACACUUCUAAUUCUAGUUUAUGCACAAUUUCUUCUAUCUUUGGUCUUAGUUUUCUAGGAAUAAAAUGAGUAGAAAAUACAGAAUUCUGACUUGAUAUUAAAUUCUUUAUAGCAUUAUAGGUCGGUGCCAAAAUAUUUUCAGUUGUACUGUAGAUUGUUUACAUGUGAAGUGCCUGUGUAACUGAUACUCUUAUAUAGUCUUAAGCAUUUUUGCAACUUCUUUUUAUGUAUUAACAGAAUCAACAAAAUUUACAAUAUUUUAGUAGAUUUUUGGUAAGGUCAGUGAUAUGUGAGGAUUUGAAUUUACCUCACAUUGUGACAUUUGUGUUUUUUUUUUUUUUUAAUUUAGUUCAUUGCAUUUCCCUGUAAGUUCAUUAUUUGAUAAUAUCCAAAAAGGAGAAAAAAAUGUUGAUAUGCUUAAUUUAUGCUAUUUAAUUUUGCAAAUCUUAGUAACCUUUUAUAAUGUAUUAUUUGAAGAGUCUUAUUUCUGUGGUAAAAAUAUUACACAAAACAGUAACCUUUUUGAGAACUUGCAAAGUGCUAAUUAUCAAGGACAUUUUGAUAAAACUGCCAUAGUUGGGUGUAUGUCUUCACUUUCAUGAAUAUUACAUCAUUGUGCUUCCUUUUAAUUAUAGUCAGAUAACAGCAGUUGAAGAAUAGGGUCUUAUUUGAAAUCUGGUCAUUUGUAGAUCUUGUAAAUUUUAUGAUCCUCAGUUCACAUGAUGCUUUUAUUAAACACAUUUUGUUCUAUAAAUAUUUUCAUAAGUAUACUGUGUUACAUAAAGUCUCUUUAAAUUUAGAGAUGUUGCUGAAUUUUUGUUGGAAAUACAAGAGAAUUUCAAAACAUUAACUUGGUUUCCUGUAGAAAAACUUCAGUAUAGUAAUACUUUUGUAGUAGGCAAGCAAGUAUAUCUUAAAUAUGUGAUGAUUUUGCACUUAUUACCUCUUAAUAUGGAUGCAAUUUAUUAAAAAUGUCAACUUGGAUAUUUGAAAGGGUAUAUAUAAAUGGCAAAAACUAGUGUGCCAAAUAGGUAAGUGUUGGUAUAGGCAUAACUUUUUUGAUCAGUUAGCAUGAAAUCACAUAGUUAAAAUGUGGCUUUAGAAUACAUGUAUGUUCUUUCCAUUACCUAAAAGUUAAAUUGUAGCAUU
Erinaceus europaeus (western European hedgehog) is the source of this 4017-nucleotide messenger RNA. It is a transcript of the gene LRCH2, whose product is annotated as leucine rich repeats and calponin homology domain containing 2. The coding region runs from base 53 to 2401 and encodes 782 amino acids. The transcript has 22 exons. The record is from RefSeq and is a predicted model, not a curated record. Gene Ontology annotation, molecular function: protein binding. NCBI's taxonomy places the organism in Eukaryota, Metazoa, Chordata, Mammalia, Eulipotyphla, Erinaceidae.